Molecule: messenger RNA, 490 nt
Organism: Syngnathus acus (greater pipefish)
Lineage: Eukaryota; Metazoa; Chordata; Actinopteri; Syngnathiformes; Syngnathidae
Product: histone H2B-like
Exons: 1
Coding region: 6-380 (124 amino acids)
Cellular component (GO): nucleosome
Molecular function (GO): structural constituent of chromatin; DNA binding; protein heterodimerization activity
Source: RefSeq, a predicted model, not a curated record
CCAACAUGCCUGAUGCCGUCAAGUCAGCACCCAAAAAGGGCUCCAAAAAAGCCGUCUCCAAGGCCCCCGGCAAGCCGGGCAGGAGAAGAAGGAAGGGAAGGAAGGAGAGCUAUGCAAUCUACGUGUACAAGGUGCUGAAGCAAGUUCACCCUGACACUGGGAUCUCAUCGAAAGCCAUGAGCAUUAUGAACUCGUUCGUCAAUGACAUCUUCGAGCGCAUCGCUUCGGAGGCUUCUCGUUUGACUCACUACAACAAACGUUCCACCAUCUCGUCCAGGGAGAUCCAAACCGCUGUGCGACUCCUGCUACCCGGCGAGUUGGCGAAGCACGCCGUGUCCGAGGGUACCAAGGCGGUCACUAAGUACACAAGCUCCAAGUAAAACACCCCGCUUUGGUGUGCAACAAAACGGCUCUUUUAAGGGCCAUCCAAAUCAUUUUUAAAGAGUGACUUCCGUCAAUUCGCAUGCUCACAGAAUACCAAAUAUACAAA